GUUUGUUUAUUUGGACGCAGGGAAAGCGAAUUUCCUCUGGACUUUUUCCCCUCCAUCAGCACGACGAGGGGAAAUUUGGCCAUCAGCGAUAAAAGGCACCCAAAAUAACAGGAUCUUCGUUAAGCGUGGAAGGUACUGACAAGAUGAAGUGGUUUGCUUUCAGCAUCAUCUGUGCAGUUUUCCAAAUCAGUUACCAGAAUCCAAAGCACUGGACUCUGUUGCCCAACAUUCUGGUUUUGGAGGUGGAUGGCACUUUGGCUGAGCAGAACCUGUUGUGUAUGGAGUCGCCAGAGGAGCUCAUUGGGAGUGCCAACCAGAGCCAAGAAAUCUUUUGGAAGAAGAAUGGAAUAGAUCAAGCUCAGAGGGGAAACUCAUAUCGAGUGCAGCUAGAGGAAAGCUUAGGGGGGGGCAACUACACCUGCCACAGUGAGGAUGGAUCUCUUCUCAAUCAUACUAUUGUUCUCAUCAAAGAAGAUAAGAGCAAAAGGCGGAAGAUACUAGUGAAAACUGACGAAGAUUAUCUCAAGUGCACGGCUCAAAAUUACAGCGGCGAGUUCUACUGCUCCUGGACCUGGCACAGCAGCCGCAGUGGCAGAGUAGCAUUUAUCAAAGCUCAUCGUGUUCCUGACAGCAACGCAAAGUGCUCUGUCGAUACCAGCGGCCAGUGGACGUGCUCCUCAGGUUACGGCAACUUCAGCUGUACCUUGAGCGACAACAGGAUCUCCUGCCUGGACAAACAGCAUUGCCCUUACGCCGAGGAGAGCAAGCAGAUCUGCGUCACUGUGUUCGUGUUGAGCCAGCACUUUCUGUUGGAGGAAUAUUUUCAGCGCUUUUACUUGUCAGAGAUUGUGAAACCUGACAAGGUGGAGAUUGCUCAAGUCAACACCACAGUGAUACAGUGGAGUUACCCGAGCUCCUGGAGCAGCCCCUACUCCUACUUCCCUCUCACCUUCCAGAUUGCACAGCUCAAGGAUGGUUGUGAGAGCUGUGACAACCCUUGCAACAACUAUCAAGCUUUGACACUCCACUCUACAGACACUUUUCAGUUCAAAGUGAAGCAAAGGGCUAAGGCUGUGUGCGUCAGAGCAAAAGAUGCUUUCUCUUUCUCACAAUGGAGCGAGUGGAGCCAUAAAAGGCUGAGGAACCACAGGAAGAAGAGGAACAAGCACCUGAACAAACGAAUAUAAAAGAGGAGAAUCGUGGCGCUUUAUAUAUUUAUUUUACAGAAUAAUUUUUUUUAUUUAUUUUUUUUUUUUUUGUAAUUUCUAAUUGUGCAAGUAAAUAAAGUUGAGUUUUGCUAAG
This is a messenger RNA of Maylandia zebra (zebra mbuna), 1302 nucleotides long. RefSeq names its product interleukin 12Ba (gene il12ba). Gene Ontology annotation, molecular function: protein binding. The record is from RefSeq and is a predicted model, not a curated record. Lineage: Eukaryota; Metazoa; Chordata; Actinopteri; Cichliformes; Cichlidae.